Molecule: messenger RNA, 936 nt
Organism: Cynocephalus volans (Philippine flying lemur)
Lineage: Eukaryota; Metazoa; Chordata; Mammalia; Dermoptera; Cynocephalidae
Gene: LIN37
Product: lin-37 DREAM MuvB core complex component
Exons: 9
Coding region: 150-893 (247 amino acids)
Biological process (GO): negative regulation of transcription by RNA polymerase II
Cellular component (GO): transcription repressor complex; Myb complex
Source: RefSeq, a predicted model, not a curated record
CGGUUGCGUCUGGACAGUGCUCAGGUUGGAAGACCGGCAGCAUACCAAGCUCCCCUUUGACCUCUCCCCGUCCGCCUCCGGCCUUGCUUUGUGACCUUUGGCUCUUUGGGGCUCCUCUGACCCAGCUAGCCAGACCCUGGACCCAAACCAUGUUCCCCGUGAAGGUGAAAGUGGAGAAAUCAGAGCUGGAGAUGGCCAAAGCCCGGAACCAAUUGGAUGCUGUUCUGCAGUGUCUGCUAGAGAAGAGUCACAUGGACAGGGAGCGUCUGGAUGAAGAAGCCGGGAAAACCCCCACAGACACCCACAAUAAGGAUUGCUCCAUCACAGUCACUGGCAAAAGACCAUCUGCCCGUUUCCCCCACCAGCGGAGGAAGAAGAGGAGGGAAAUGGAUGAUGGGCUGGCCGAGGGAGGGCUGCAGCGAUCCAACACGUAUGUGAUCAAGCUGUUCGACCGGAGCGUGGACUUGGCCCAGUUCAGUGAGAACACACCACUGUACCCAAUCUGCCGUGCCUGGAUGCGCAACAGCCCCUCAGUACGCGAGCGUGAACGUUCACCCAGCUCACCACUGCCCCCACUGCCUGAGGAUGAGGAGGGUUCAGAAGCCACCAACAGCAAGAGUCGUGAUGUGUACAAGCUGCCUCCACCCACAGCCCCUGGGCCACCCGGAGAUGCCUGUAGAUCACGCAUUCCAUCCCCACUGCAGCCUGAGACCCAGGGCACCCCUGAUGAUGAUGAGCCCUCCGAGCCUGAGCCUUCACCCUCCACACUCAUCUAUCGCAACAUGCAGCGCUGGAAACGCAUUCGCCAGAGGUGGAAGGAGGCAUCUCAUCGGAACCAGCUUCGUUAUUCAGAAAGCAUGAAGAUCUUACGGGAGAUGUACGAGCGACAAUGAUGUUCCCAGGUCCCCUCACCCCAGUAAACAUCCCUUGACUCCA